GGCAGCCGGCGGCUUCACAUCCGGGCGGCUCUCUCGCUCCUCCGUAAUCGCAAUCCUCUUCCCUGCGCUCUCGACCACCGGGGAGGUCUGUGGCUGCAGAAGAAACCCCCCCUCCCCCUAACCCCAGGACACCCGGGCUCCUCCGUUGGCGUCUGGUUCCCGGGCCCCCAACCCCAACCCCCUACCCCGAGUCGCCGCUUCCCCGCACGCACAGCCGGUCGCACAUGACGCGGGCUCCGCCGAUGGUGGUGCACGGCGCCGAGCGCUCCCCGUCGGUGCGACAUCUCCGCGCCGAAGUAGCAUCGCUGGCUAACGUUAGCUAACAACAUCGAUCUGUCCGCUGCUCCACUACCCCCAGAGACCCCUCUCUCUCUCUCUCUCUCUCUCUCUCUCUCUCUCUCUCUCUCUCUCAGGUCGACCCCCCCGCCAUCCGUCACAUCCCAGCUGACUGAAAGCUAACACUGGACCACCGAGGGCCCCCCCUCCUCCUCCUCCUCCCCGACCGUCCAUCGGCCAGCGCAGGAAGCCCACCGGUUUACCCCCUAACGUUUGGGAUUUAGGGCCCGAAACGACAGCUGCCUCAGAGUUUAAACCCCUUAAUAUUUAAAUCACCGACACCCCUCAUCCUCCUCUUCCUCUUCCUCCUCUGUGGCCUUCCAGGGGUCCGUUUCCUCUCUACCUCAACAUCCCGACGCCUCACAGCCCCUGUGUGUCACCUCAGCCGCGCCAUCACCCCGACUCCGCUCGCCCCCCCCCUGUUCCGAGCCCCACCGACACCGGCUCUGCUGCUUCUGACAAUCCGACCAAGGGGCAGUGAUUGCGGCUAACCCCGGCGGACAUCUCCGGUUCUCCCCGUCCCUUUUCUCCCGUCCCUUUUUUUUUUUUGUCUCUCUCAAUCUGGCUGCAGAGGGACACACACACAGUCAGCAAAGUCCAAUUACAGCUCUACCCCCUACAAUCUCCUCCAGUUUGUCCACGACCCCCCACCACCACCACCACCACCACCACUAGGGCAGAUCUCCGUGACACAGCGCCCGAGCCGCGGGUCUCGCCAUGCCGGGUCCGGUGGCAGGUAGCAAGUCCCGUGUGUACGCAGACGUCAAUACCCUGAAGAGCCGGGAGUACUGGGACUACGAGGCCCACGUACCCAACUGGAACAACCAGGAGGACUACCAGCUGGUCCGGAAGCUGGGCAGAGGGAAGUACAGCGAAGUGUUUGAGGCCAUCAACAUCACCAACAACGAGAAGGUGGUGGUCAAGAUCCUGAAGCCCGUCAAGAAGAAGAAGAUCAAGCGAGAGAUCAAGAUCCUGGAGAACCUGCGAGGGGGGACCAACAUCAUCCGACUCGUGGACACAGUCAAAGACCCAGUGUCCAGAACUCCAGCGCUCGUCUUUGAAUGCAUCAAUAACACAGACUUCAAGGAGUUGUACCAGAAGUUGACAGAUUAUGAUAUCCGUUUCUAUAUGUAUGAACUACUGAAGGCUCUGGACUACUGUCACAGUAUGGGAAUCAUGCACCGUGACGUCAAACCCCACAAUGUGAUGAUCGACCACCAGUUGAGAAAGCUACGCCUUAUAGACUGGGGUUUGGCAGAGUUCUACCACCCAUCCCAGGAGUACAACGUCAGAGUGGCCUCACGAUACUUCAAAGGGCCCGAACUCCUGGUAGACUACCAGAUGUAUGAUUACAGUCUAGACAUGUGGAGCUUGGGCUGUAUGCUGGCCAGUAUGAUUUUUCAGAAAGAGCCCUUCUUCCAUGGACAAGACAACUACGACCAGUUGGUGAGAAUUGCCAAGGUCCUGGGGACAGACGAGCUGUUCGGCUACCUGCGCAAAUACCACAUUGAACUGGACCCGCGAUUCAAAGACCUGCUGGGACAGCAGAGCAGGAAGCGCUGGGAACAGUUUGUGCAGACGGAGAACCAGCACUUGGUGAGUCCUGAAGCUCUGGACCUGCUGGACAAGCUGCUACGCUACGACCACCAACAGAGGCUGACCGCCACCGAGGCCAUGGAGCACCCCUACUUCUACCCAGUAAUAAAGGAGCAGUCUCUGUCAAACUCUGACAACAACAUGGUAACCAGUGGCAACACUACGGCACGAUGAAACACAGAUGUGCAAGAAGAAGAAGAUGUUUGUUACCUCAGCUUUGUACCCGGUUGUGACAGUAACUUUGACAAGUGUACAGUGACAAUGGAUCAAAGUAACUCUGACCAGUUACACACCCUUCACAGAUACAUGUAUACGGACACACACACACACACACACACACACACACACACACACACACACACACACACACACACACCUCUACACACGCACACACAUAUGCAUCUAUAUAAGCACACCUUGAUACAAACACACGUGCAGACAUGUAUACACACACACACACACACACACACACACGCCCUCCUCCUCUGUAUCAGUCUGCGAUUGGCUUGUCCUGGUUCCCUGUCCAGCAGCCUGACCAAUGAGCUUGAAGUUGCUCCCCAGUCGUCGUCCCCAGAGUCGUCUUCUUCCUCCCAGCUCAGUCUCAUGUAGGUCAACAAGGACAAAACUACUUUUAAAGACAAUUCAGUCCCUCCUCUCUUUCUUCCCUCCUUUAUAUCAUCCCCCGUUUGUUUGCAUCAGCAUGGAGAAUGAACAGGAGCGUGAGCCUGUACAAGUUCUGACCCCCCCCCC
Molecule: messenger RNA, 2682 nt
Organism: Anoplopoma fimbria (sablefish)
Lineage: Eukaryota; Metazoa; Chordata; Actinopteri; Perciformes; Anoplopomatidae
Gene: csnk2a2b
Product: casein kinase 2, alpha prime polypeptide b
Exons: 12
Coding region: 1054-2106 (350 amino acids)
Biological process (GO): regulation of chromosome separation; protein phosphorylation
Cellular component (GO): protein kinase CK2 complex; nucleus; cytosol
Molecular function (GO): protein serine/threonine kinase activity; ATP binding
Source: RefSeq, a predicted model, not a curated record